Pipistrellus nathusii (Nathusius's pipistrelle) is the source of this 1365-nucleotide messenger RNA. NCBI's taxonomy places the organism in Eukaryota, Metazoa, Chordata, Mammalia, Chiroptera, Vespertilionidae. The record is from the annotation of a GenBank genome assembly.
AUGUCUCUCCGACUUCCCAGUGGCUCCAGGCGGGCCUGUCCCCGUCCCACCACGGGAUCGCUCCGGCUCUCGGCUGGGGGAUCCGGCUUCGGGGCUGGAAAUGCUUGCAGCUUGCCUGGAAUUGGAAGUGGCUUUGGAAGUAGCUUCUCCUGUGCCUUCGGGGGCAGCACGCUGGGAGGAAAUGCAGGCGGGAGCAAUUCCUGUGCCAGCUUUGCUGUGAAUGAGGGGGGUCUUCUCUCCGGGAAUGAGAAGGUGACCAUGCAGAACCUCAACGACCGCCUGGCCUCCUACCUGGACAACGUGCGCGCCCUGGAGGAGGCCAACGCCGACCUGGAGCAGAAGAUCAAGGGCUGGUAUGAGAAGUUUGGGCCUGGCUCUUGCCGCGGUCUGGAUCACGAUUACAGCAGAUACUUCCCUAUCAUUGAUGAUCUCAAAAGUCAGAUCAUCGCUUCCACCACCAGCAAUGCUAGUGCCGUGCUACAGAUCGAUAAUGCCAGGCUGACAGCCGAUGACUUCAGACUCAAGUAUGAAAACGAGCUGGCUCUGCACCAGAGCGUGGAGAGUGACGUGAAUGGGCUGCGCAGAGUCCUGGACGAAAUCACCCUGUGCAGGACCGACCUAGAGAUUCAGUACGAAACCCUGAGCGAGGAGAUGACGUACCUCAAGAAGAACCAUAAAGAGGAAAUGCAAGUUCUGCAGUGCGCGGCCGGGGGCAACGUGAAUGUGGAGAUGAACGCGGCGCCCGGGGUGGACCUCACGGUGCUGCUGAACAACAUGCGGGCCGAGUACGAAGCACUUGCGGAGCAGAACCGCCGGGAUGCGGAGGCCUGGUUCAACGAGAAGAGCGCCUCGCUGCAACAGCAGAUCUCUGAGGAUGUGGGCGCCACAACCUCCGCCCGGAAUGAGCUGACUGAGAUGAAGCGCAAUCUGCAAACACUGGAAAUCGAGCUUCAGUCUCUCUUAGCCACGAAACAGUCCCUGGAGUGCUCCCUGACAGAGACAGAAAGCAACUACUGUGCACAGCUGGCCCAGAUCCAGGCUCAGAUCGGGGCCCUGGAGGAGCAGCUGCACCAGGUCAGAACUGAGACCGAGGGCCAGAAACUCGAGUAUGAGCAGCUCCUGGACAUCAAGGUCCUCCUGGAAAAAGAGAUUGAGACCUACUGCCUCCUCAUAGGCGGAGAUGAUGGGGCUUGCAAGUCUGGAGGUUACAAGUCUAAAGAAUAUGGGUCUGGAAACAUGGGAAGUCAAGUCAAAGAUCCAGCCAAAGCCAUCGUGGUUAAGAAAGUUUUGGAGGAAGUAGACCAACGCAGUAAAAUACUGAGCACCAGGCUCCACUCCCUGGAAGAGAAGUCUCAAAGCAAUUAA